UAAGCAGCUGUUUUGAAAACAAAUAUUUAACACGUGCAUUAAGAUUUUAAUGUUUACAUACUAUUAGUAAAGAAACUAAUAAUGGGUAAGCAAAAGAAGACCAAGAAGAUUCAAAAACAGCGUAAUGCACAGCUGAAGCGUCUCCUUAAGCCAACCGAUUCCCGCAUCAAAGAAAAGGUUCGUCAGAAACGCAAGAAAGUUGCUGAUCCUCAUGAGAUUAAGGUGCAUGAAGCCACGCAGCAAAGCUCAGCACUCUUUUUCCAAUACAACACGCAACUGGGUCCUCCAUAUCACAUUGUGCUCGACACCAAUUUCAUCAACUUUAGCAUUAAGAACAAGCUGGACAUAGUGCAGGGCAUGAUGGACUGCCUGUACGCCAAGUGCAUACCUUAUAUAUCGGACUGUGUGCGUGCCGAGUUGGAGAAACUAGGUAACAAAUACAAAUUGGCCCUGCGUAUCAUAUCCGAUCCACGCUUCGAGCGAUUGCCUUGCUUACACAAAGGAACCUAUGCCGAUGACUGCCUAGUAGAGCGAGUACGACAACACAAGUGCUAUAUUGUGGCCACCAAUGACAAGGACCUAAAGAAUCGCAUACGUAAAAUACCAGGUGUGCCCAUCAUGUAUGUUGCAGCACAUAAAUACGCCAUUGAGCGUAUGCCAGAGGCUUACGGCGUUAAGGCGUAGGGUUAGCAUUAUUCUACUCUUCAAUAUAUACCUGUCUGCUGUUUUUAAAUAUA
This is a messenger RNA of Drosophila busckii, 737 nucleotides long. RefSeq names its product rRNA-processing protein FCF1 homolog (gene Bka). The record is from RefSeq and is a predicted model, not a curated record. The coding region runs from base 82 to 684 and encodes 200 amino acids. The transcript has 2 exons. Lineage: Eukaryota; Metazoa; Arthropoda; Insecta; Diptera; Drosophilidae. Gene Ontology annotation, cellular component: small-subunit processome; nucleolus.